AUGAUGAAAUUGUCUUCUUUUUUCAUUGCCUUGAUGGCAAUUUUUCUAAUGUCCAAAGCGGCUUCUUUAGAUAACAGUGUACAUGAAUAUUAUAUUUCAGAAUCCAAAUUAACUUUCCUCCAAGCCUGGACCGAAUGUAAGAUAAUGAACAAAAGUUUGAUCAACCUACAAGACCAAACUUCCUAUGAUAGUUUAGUUCAACACUUGAAAUCGGGACAAUACUUAAAUACUAACACUUACUGGUUAGGCGGUGUCAAAACGACCAACGGAGCCUGGUUGUGGAUGGACACCCAAGAAUAUAUAACAUAUUCAAAGUGGGCCACCAACGAACCGAAUUCUACAUUCGCAGCCGACUUUUGUUUGCUCUUGGGAAGGGACUACGGAAAUAUUGAUCCUUACGAGUGGGAGGCAAAAGAAUGCACUGAAAUGCAAUACUAUAUCUGUCAGUAG
Messenger RNA from Ceutorhynchus assimilis (cabbage seed weevil), 450 nucleotides. NCBI's taxonomy places the organism in Eukaryota, Metazoa, Arthropoda, Insecta, Coleoptera, Curculionidae. The record is from the annotation of a GenBank genome assembly.